Molecule: messenger RNA, 795 nt
Organism: Ichthyophthirius multifiliis
Lineage: Eukaryota; Ciliophora; Oligohymenophorea; Hymenostomatida
Product: nucleosome assembly protein, putative
Exons: 2
Biological process (GO): nucleosome assembly
Cellular component (GO): nucleus; chromatin
Molecular function (GO): histone binding; chromatin binding
Source: RefSeq, a predicted model, not a curated record
AUGUCUGAAAUUACUGAAUCACAAGAACUAAUAUGCGGAAAAUAUCCAAAUCCAGACGAAAUAAACGACAUAGAAAAUUUCACAAAUGAAGAAGAAAGAAAAGAGCUAUAAAAUCUCCAAACAGAAUAAGAAAUAAAUGAAUAUUGGUACAAAGCAAUGUAUAGUAAUAAUAUAGUAUCACAAGAAAUAAAAGACUAAGACAUUCCAGUAUUAAAGACAUUAAAACGAAUUGAAUAUAUACCCUUAGAAGUAUAUAAAUAUUAACUAAUUUUUCAUUUUAAGCCAAAUGAAUAUUUCACAAAUACAUUAUUAGUUAAAACUUUUGAAAUAGACGAUGAAGACGAGCCAAUUAAAUCAACGGGAACAUCGAUAGACUGGAAAUAAGGAAAAAAUACUACCAUAAAAAUAGAGAAAAAAACUUAAAAAAGUAAAAAAACAGGGACUAAAAGAAUUGUAGAAAGAGUAUAAAAAUAUGAAUCUUUUUUUAAUUUUUUUAAUGAUUCUUACCCUUUGAGUGAAGAUUCAGACGAUGAUAAUGAAAAGAAUCAAAGAUCUGAUGUUGAUAGACUUAAUAUUGACUUUGAUAUUUUUAAAUCAUUAAUUGAUGAGGUUAUUCCUUACUCCAUAGAGUAUUUUUUAGGUGUUAAAAGUGGAGAAGAAAGUUUAGAUUUAGAUGAUGAAAAUGAAUUCGAAGAUUAAUAGUGUGAUGAAUAUAAUAAAAAUUAAGAAAAUUAAAAAAAGAAAUCUAAAGGAGUUAAAAAUAUUAAUGAUAAAUAAGAAUGCAAAUAAUAAUGA